Messenger RNA from Mya arenaria, 699 nucleotides. RefSeq lists its product as uncharacterized. The transcript has a single exon. Gene Ontology annotation, molecular function: nucleic acid binding. The record is from RefSeq and is a predicted model, not a curated record. Lineage: Eukaryota; Metazoa; Mollusca; Bivalvia; Myida; Myidae. Bases 1 to 699 code for a protein of 232 amino acids.
AUGAAUUGGAAAUUGGAGACAGAUUCUUUCACAUACAGUGUGUCAAAAGAUGAAAAGCCAUUAACCCGCAGAGGAGUGCUGUCAACGGUGAACUCGCUGUUUGAUCCCUUAGGUUUCGUGGCUCCAGUUGUCAACCAGGGGAGAUUGCUGAUGCGAGACCUGAUACAAGAGACAUUAGACUGGGACAAGCCCCUGUUAGAAGUGAACAUGCAGCAAUGGGAUAAUUGGAGAAGAUCAUUGACGGAGCUUGAACAGCUCAAUAUCCCACGUAUGUGUAUACCAGUCUUAACGCCACCUGGGAGACAAGAAAUUCAUGUUUUCUCUGAUGCAUCAGAGAAAGCAAUAUCUUCUGUUGCCUACUUAAGAGAUGAGAACGCCAAAGGUGUGGUUCAAGUCGGUUUCGUUUUGGGUAAAUGUAAGGUUGCUCCACAGUCCGGACAUACUAUACCUAGGCUUGAGCUUUGUGCUGCCGUGAUGGCUGUGGAAAUAGCUGAGACAGUAUCCGAGCAGAUUGGCGUUGCCAUAGAGAAGAUGAAGUUUUACACAGAUAGUCGUGUUGUACUUGGUUAUCUUAACAACAAGGUAAGACGGUUCUACAUCUACGUGCAGAAUCGCAUUUCCCGAAUACUCAAGUCAACAGCUCGAGAACAAUGGCACUAUGUUUCCACGGAUGACAAUCCAGCCGAUCAAGGAACAUGA